CUGGCGGACAGCCGCGCUCCGCGUUACAGCAACUCGGGCAGGACCCCGACGGGACCCGCGCGCCAGGCUGCCGCCCGAGCCCCGCGGCUAUGCCCGGGGCCCCUCGCCUGUCCGGCCGCUCGUCCUGCGCCCGGGCCCGGCCCCCGACGGCCGCGCGUUGAGAUGACUUUCCGCGACCUCCUGAGCGUCAGUUUCGAGGGACCCCGCCCUGACAGCAGCGCCGGGGGCUCCGGCGCGGGCGGCGGCGGGGGCGGCGCGGGCGGCGCGGCCGCCUCGGAGGGCCCGGCAGUGGGCGGCGUGCCGGGAGCCGCCGGCGGCGGCGGCGGCGGCGGCGGCGUGGUGGGCGCGGGCAGCGGCGAGGACAACCGGAGCUCCGCUGGGGAGCCAGGGGGCGCGGGCGCGGGCGGCGAGGUGAACGGCACGGCGGCCGUCGGGGGGCUGGUGGUGAGCGCGCAGGGCGUGGGCGUGGGCGUCUUCCUGGCCGCCUUCAUCCUCACGGCCGUGGCGGGCAACCUGCUGGUCAUCCUCUCCGUGGCCUGCAACCGCCACCUGCAGACGGUCACCAACUAUUUUAUUGUGAACCUGGCCGUGGCCGACCUGCUGCUGAGCGCCACGGUGCUGCCCUUUUCGGCCACCAUGGAGGUUCUGGGCUUCUGGGCCUUCGGCCGGGCCUUCUGCGACGUGUGGGCCGCUGUGGACGUGCUGUGCUGCACGGCCUCUAUCCUCAGCCUCUGCACCAUCUCGGUGGACCGGUACGUGGGCGUGCGCCACUCGCUCAAGUACCCCGCGAUCAUGACUGAGCGCAAGGCGGCCGCCAUCCUGGCACUGCUCUGGGCCGUGGCCCUCGUGGUGUCCGUGGGGCCGCUGCUGGGCUGGAAGGAGCCGGUGCCCCCUGACGAGCGCUUCUGCGGCAUCACCGAGGAGGCAGGCUACGCCGUCUUCUCCUCGGUGUGCUCCUUCUACCUGCCCAUGGCCGUCAUCGUGGUCAUGUACUGCCGCGUGUAUGUGGUAGCUCGAAGCACCACGCGGAGCCUCGAGGCGGGCGUCAAGCGAGAGCGCGGCAAGGCCUCCGAGGUGGUGCUGCGCAUCCACUGUCGCGGCGCCGGCACCGGCGCGGGCGCCGGCGCCGACGGGGCGCACGGGACGCGCAGCGCCAAGGGCCACACCUUCCGCAGCUCUCUGUCCGUGCGCCUGCUCAAGUUCUCCCGCGAGAAGAAGGCGGCCAAGACGCUGGCCAUCGUCGUGGGCGUCUUCGUGCUCUGCUGGUUCCCCUUCUUCUUCGUCCUGCCGCUUGGCUCCCUGUUCCCGCAGCUGAAGCCCUCGGAGGGCGUCUUCAAGGUGAUCUUCUGGCUCGGCUACUUCAACAGCUGCGUGAACCCGCUCAUCUACCCCUGCUCCAGCCGCGAGUUCAAGCGCGCCUUCCUCCGCCUGCUGCGCUGCCAGUGCCGGCGUCGCCGGCGCCGCCGUCCCCUCUGGCGCGUCUACGGCCACCACUGGCGGGCCUCGACCGGCGGCCCGCACCCCGAAUGCGCUCCCGGCCCGGACGCCGCGCCUCCUGGAGCCCCGCUGGCCCUCACCGCACCCUCCGCCCCCGGCUCCCCGGGCACGCCCGAGAUGCAGGCUCCUCCUGUCGCCGGUCGUCGCAAGUCGCCCUGCGCCUUCCGCGAGUGGAGGCUGCUCGGGCCGUUCCGGAGACCCACCACCCAGCUGCGCGCCAAGGUCUCCAGCCUGUCGCACAAGAUCCGCGCCGGGAGCGCGCAGCGCGCAGAGGCCGCCAGCACCCUGCGCGCGGAGGUGGAGGCGGUGUCCCUGGGAGUCCCCCACGAAGUGGCCGAAGGCGCCACCUGCCAGGCCUACGAAUUGGCCGAUUACAGCAACCUCCGGGAGACUGAUAUUUAAGCACCCCGAGCUAGGCCCUGAGCUAGGCCGGGGAGCGUGCUGGAAGAGGAGGAAAGGGGCUGGGGGUGCGGUGAGGGGAGGGCAGGGAGGGAGGCUGGCUUUGUUCAAGAGGCCGGUGCGGCAUCAGGGACCCGGACACUGAUCAGGGCGGCUGCUCUCUGGCCUCCCUGAGGAACUGGGGCCGGGGUAAGGCCUUUGAAAGUUGACAAGUUUUGGCCCCCUCCUGACACAGGUGCCCGGAGCUCCUUCUUGAAGAGGAAGGGGCUUCGGGCUCCGUGGGGCCACUGGCUCCCAAUCCCUGUUUGAGAAACACUGUCCCAUCCCUGCUCUGAACUCUGGGUAGACAGCCUCAAGUAUGGCCAGGCAGGCCUGCCUCUCCUGGGGAGGAAGGGGCACAGAGGCCCUGCUUGGCUCUCUCCAACGCCUCCCCUGGGGAAAAAGUCCGUUGGGCCAAGGCUUCUCAAUGGACACAGUUUCUCCUUACUGCCGACUGGAGGAACCCAGUGGACCUGCCAACACCACCAACAAACUUUGGUGGCAGAUUGGAUGACCAUCAUACAAGCCUGUUGUAUUGACCCAUGGACCCACUCCCCCCUACAGAGGCUCUAUCAUGCAUACCCCAUCACCCGGCCCUGCCCCUCAUUAUGUCCAAGGGCCUUACUGUUUACACUCUGUACAUAGUGCCUGUGCCCGUCACUUCUUGCUGGGAUCUGGAGCCAUCAAACGGGAAGAGCUUUGUUUGUCAUUUUGAGACAUAUUUAUUGGUAAGAGUACUUCUAUUUUGUCCAAA
This is a messenger RNA of Felis catus (domestic cat), 2689 nucleotides long. It is a transcript of the gene ADRA1D, whose product is annotated as adrenoceptor alpha 1D. Bases 163 to 1899 code for a protein of 578 amino acids. The record is from RefSeq and is a predicted model, not a curated record. Gene Ontology annotation, biological process: positive regulation of cytosolic calcium ion concentration; adenylate cyclase-activating adrenergic receptor signaling pathway; cell-cell signaling. Gene Ontology annotation, cellular component: membrane. Lineage: Eukaryota; Metazoa; Chordata; Mammalia; Carnivora; Felidae. Gene Ontology annotation, molecular function: alpha1-adrenergic receptor activity. The transcript is spliced from 2 exons.